AUGGAUGUAGAGACGAGACGGGCCGUAUGGGACACCUUGACAGACGUGGCCAAGGAGAGAACUCUGCUACUGUCCUCUCAUGACAUGGAGGAAGCUGACGCCAUUGCUGACCAUGUAAUAAUCCUGGCGUCCGGUGGGAUCGUCUGCAGCGGAUCGACAUCCUUUCUGAAGAAAGCAUGUGGUGUUGGAUACAAGCUGACGUUCUCCAAAGUGAAAAACGCUUUCAAACUCCAUGACGUCAUGAAUAUCGUCCGCAAGACCACACCUGCGGCAUUCGUCGAUGAUGAGAAGCAAGAAGAGGUGUCCAUCGUGCUAGGCACUUUGGACAGCAAGGAUUUCCCAGCCAUGUUCAGGGCACUGGAAAGCUCUCUCCAAAAGCUGGGCAUUGCAGGCAUUGGAGUCACUGUCGCCUCGAUGAAGGACGUCUACUUGAAGAUAAACCUGGACUGGGUACCAGGGGGAAAAGCACGAGAACAAGCAGUAGAAGGAAAAGACAUCGACGUUGUCUGCAAGCCAAUUACGAAACGGCGCACGGUGGCAAGGUCGUUCUUUGCCCUUUUCGUCAAGCGUCUCUUAAUCCUUCUGCGUGGCUGGGAUGUCUUCCUGCUCUAUUUUGUGGGUCCGCUGGCAGUUCUGGGGAUAUUGGCGUGGAAUGCAAAUGCUGGAGCCAUGGGUAAGACCCCGGAUCAAAGCCGUAACAAGACCCUCGACAUCCCCGUGGAACUAGGCGUCCACUUCCCGAGAUCCCGCGUCGUGGUCGGCGAGUCACCAGCCACCAACGUCAGCCGAAACCUACGCACACUCGUGGAGGCUGAAGGCUGCACCGUGCUCGCCACAAAAGACGCGGAGAAGGAGCUCCGCAAAUAUACCAACGAAGACUUUCCAAGUGUCUUCACCGUUUACCCAUUGGCAGUGGCAUUUGAGUCCGAUGACAUCCGCAUGAUACCCAACCCGACGAGCGCCAUCACACUUCCCAUCACCGUAAACCUGGUGUACACGGCUUGGCUGCGAGCACUGACGUCUCAGCCGGCGGCGCAGAUCAACGUCACCAUCGCUUACAUGGAAAGCGAUGAAAGACCGUCUUUAUUAGACGUCAUACUUUUACGCUUCCUUUCCUGGAUGUACUGGGUAUCCGGUCCGUCAAUGACCUACACGUGUGCCUUCAUCGUGUACUGCGUAUUUCCGCUGACCGAGCGGUUAAGCGGAGCCCGAGACGUGCAGCUCAUGACGGGCCUCUCGGGCGUCGACUACGUCUUCGCCCACUUUGUCUUCGACUUCAUCUACCACCUCCUCUUCAGCGUGUCGUGGUGCGCCCUCCACUACGGUCUCAACACCUACUCACUGAGCACAACCGGCCUCUUUCUUCUUGGUUUUACGUCUGCUGGACCGCUGUUUAUUGGCACUGGCUACCUGGCGGCAGAACUCAUGGGGUCCACAAUGGAUGCAUUCCAAUUGAUUAUGACUGUGUUCUUGUUUGUAGGUCCCGUUACCAGCCCAAUAGUCACCGGUCUGAUGUAUUUGACUACGUCAGCUUUGCCGCACUAUGUGGCACUUAUCAUUGCUCCUUACGCCCUGCUUUGCUUGUUCUUCAAGAUAUGGAGUAACGAAGGCAAGACCAAGCAGUGCGAGUUCCUGCAGAAAGAGAAUCUCAUCGAAGAGGGUUACUUCCUCGGGAUCGACUGCACCGGUGGUCUAUUGCAAUUCACUUACAACGGAAUAGGCUUUGAGCUAUCGGCCGUUCUAGCCGAAGGCUUGCUCUUGAUGGCGCUCAUGAUCUUCCUGAUGUCCGGCUACUUGCAUUCGGGACGCGCCCUCGCGAGCGAGGAACUGCCCGGUGAACAAGACGUGGAGGAGGAGAAGAAGAGAGUAAAAGCUGCGCGCCAGCAGGACGGGCUCGCAGGCUACUCGCUCCUAGCCUGGAAUCUGCACAAGCGGUUCGGCACCCUGCACGCAGUCCGUGGCAUAUACAUGGCGCUCCGGCCCUCCGAGUGUUUCGGCCUCCUCGGCGUGAAUGGGGCCGGUAAGACCACCACGUUUCAGAUGCUGGCCGGACUCAUCAGUGUCUCGGACGGGGACGCUGUCACCGCGGUGGCGAAACUCAGUGGAAACAUCCGCCAGUGGCAGUCCCAGAUCAGCUACUGCAUCCAGCUCGGAGGCCUACUGGACAAUAUGAAUGCGUACGAGUACCUGUACCUGGUCGGUCGGCUGCGAGGCAUCCCUGAAAGCGAAUUAAAGCCCAUGGUGGACAGCAUCGUAUCCGUCGUCGAUCUCACAGAGCACGCCUCAAAGCAGUGCGGCGUGUACAGCGGAGGCAACCGCCGAAAGCUGUCCAUCGGUGUCGCUCUGCUGGGACUGCAGCCGUUCGUGUUUCUGGACGAGCCGUAUGCAGGGGUGGACGUCGUUUCGCGCAACAAGAUCUUCCGAGCCGUCGCAGAGAUCAAGAAACGCUCGCGGACGACCUUCGUGCUUACGUCGCACAACAUGGACGAAUGCGAGUUUUCUUGCGACCGGCUCACCAUCAUGGUCGACGGCCAAAUGAUGUGCCUGGGCACGCUGCAACACCUGCGGGAAAAGUUUGGCCAGGGCUACCGACUCGAGUUGUUUCUCAAGCCCACUGUUGCUGUAGACGAAGACAAGCUCAAGCGAGCUGUGGACAAACUGUUUCCCGGCAUUCAACUCAAGGACACCCAGAAGAACGUGCUUUGCUACCACCUGGUGGAGCGAAUCCCUUGGAGCGAGCUGUUCACCAAGGUGGGCACACUCCAGAAAAACUACCCCCUCGAACAUGUCCUCGUGGGGGAGAACACCCUGCAGGACAUCUUCUUGAACUUCGCCAAAGAACAAGGAAGCCUCCGUGUUGUGGCUGCUGGUUCAGCAUCCAGCGUUGGUUCAGCAUCCAGUAGCACAAGAUCUACAAAGGCGCUUUCGACGGCUACGUCAUCUUGAACGUAGACCCAACUAAGGCUUCAGCAAAUUGCUUGACGGGCGGAGCAAUAACAGCUUUCGUGACAUCAAAUGCUUUGAGCUCAAUAUUUUAUUUUGCUGUUUAUGAUGGCUGUUCCUCGAAGCCUUACUUAAGUAUGGACUAGAAAAGGAAGAGUACAGAAGCAGAAGGGGUUUAGCCUUAAUGUGGCCUCCAUUAUGUGCAGAAGUUCAGAGGAAAACUUAUGGUGAUUUUUUUUAUUCCUGCCAUCGAUGUGUCUGUAGCAGUAGCAACGUUUGUGAUUCCAAAACUGACAAGAAGAACAUCGCUAACGGCUACUUAUCUUAAACAAGGACUAAGGUCACAUUUAU
Molecule: messenger RNA, 3294 nt
Organism: Dermacentor albipictus
Lineage: Eukaryota; Metazoa; Arthropoda; Arachnida; Ixodida; Ixodidae
Product: phospholipid-transporting ATPase ABCA3-like
Biological process (GO): transmembrane transport; lipid transport
Cellular component (GO): intracellular membrane-bounded organelle; membrane
Molecular function (GO): ATP hydrolysis activity; lipid carrier activity; ATP binding
Source: RefSeq, a predicted model, not a curated record